Messenger RNA from Enhydra lutris kenyoni (northern sea otter), 1944 nucleotides. RefSeq names its product progesterone receptor membrane component 2. Gene Ontology annotation, cellular component: membrane; endomembrane system. The transcript has 3 exons. NCBI's taxonomy places the organism in Eukaryota, Metazoa, Chordata, Mammalia, Carnivora, Mustelidae. Bases 1 to 744 code for a protein of 247 amino acids. The record is from RefSeq and is a predicted model, not a curated record.
AUGGGCGGGGUUGGUCGUGGGGUUGGGGAGGGCAGGGGGCGGGGAGGAGGAGGAAGGCGCUGGCGGGCAGUGAUGGCGGCGGGUGAUGGGGACGUGAAGCUAGGCACCCUGGGGAGUGGCAGUGAGAGCAGCAGCGACGGCAGCAGCGAGAGCCCCAGCGGCGCGGGAGCGGCAGCCGAAGGGGGCGGCUGGGCGGCAGCAGCGUUGGCGCUUUUGACGGGGGGCGGGGAGAUGCUGCUGAACGUGGCGCUGGUGGCGCUGGUGCUGCUGGGGGCCUACCGGCUGUGGGUGCGCUGGGGGCGGCGGGGUCUGGGCGCCGGGGCCGGAGCGGGCGAGGAGAGUCCCGCUGCCUCUCUGCCUCGCAUGAAGAAGCGGGACUUCAGCUUGGAGCAGCUGCGCCAGUACGACGGGUCCCGCACCCCGCGCAUCCUGCUCGCGGUCAAUGGGAAAGUCUUCGACGUGACCAAAGGCAGCAAGUUCUACGGCCCCGCCGGUCCAUAUGGAAUAUUUGCUGGUAGGGAUGCCUCCAGAGGACUAGCGACAUUUUGCCUAGAUAAAGAUGCACUUAAAGAUGAGUAUGAUGAUCUCUCAGACUUGAAUGCUGUACAAAUGGAGAGUGUUCGAGAAUGGGAAAUGCAAUUUAAAGAAAAAUACGAUUAUGUAGGCAGACUCCUAAAACCAGGGGAAGAACCAUCAGAAUAUACAGAUGAAGAAGAUACCAAGGAUCACAAUAAACAGGAUUGAACUUUGUAAACAACCAAAGUCAGGGGCCUUCAGAACUGCAAUUCUUAUUACUCCCUUUCACAGAAUGUCCGGCGUCUUUGGGUUUGGUUCACCUGCUGCAAAAAACAUUCAACAGAUUCUAUACAAGCUAAAUGAGUCUCACUAUGAAGAUUUGAAUACUAGACAUUAUUUAUGCUGCCAAACUCAUUUGUUGCAGUUGUUCGUAAUGUCUGGUGGGGCGUCAUCAUCCUGAAAAGGAGGAAACGAACUUUUUUUUAAAGAGCAAGAAAGUUACAAGGUUACUCCUUCCUCCCUUCCUUCCUUCCUUCCUUUUUCUUUCCUUCCUUCUUCCUCCCUCCCUCCCUCCCUCAUUCCCUCCCAACCUUCUUUUUUUUUUUUUUUUUUUUUUUUAAAUCAAAGACAACCAGAUAUGUAUUUGCUACUUAAAUGUACAAAUCUCCUCAAAAACAGCAAGGGAUUCAUGUGCUGUGUUCUUGUUUAAGCUUUGAGGGAAGAGACCUGGGCAGGAGAGGUUGGGGGUGCACAUCAAUUUGAGUAGUUUAGGUUACUGAAACAUUAAAAUGUGAAUUCCCAAACUUCUCUUUUGGGUUUUGUCAGGGAAAAGAAAAAAACCUUUAUUUCUAAGGAAUUAGGAAAAGGGAUUUCAAGUGGAUCUAAGUCAAAGCUAAUUCCCCAGUAGUAAUAUCAUUUGCAACUAGUGUUUAUCCCUUCCCUUCCCCUAGAUCAAAUCAAUAUUAAUUGUGCCUUAUUUCACUUACAUAGACUUGAAUUAUUUUAGGGAAAGCCCCUAUGUGAAUUCAGAAGUCACUACAAGCAGCAUUGAGACUGAAGUUGGGAUAUUCUGUUGACUGCAAAACCUUGAUGUCAUUCUGUGUAUAUAGAAUGUAAAAGGAAUAUUCAGUGUUACUGCCACAUAUGUUAAUAUACACAAACUUAAUUAGCAUUGUAAUGGCCAAAUGCAUUCCCUCCUGCUUUUUCUCUUUAAAAAAAAAAAAAAUUGAAAAACAGAUCAACUCUGUCCCCCAACAGCUGCCUAAUUUUAGGAGUCUGACCCUCACAUCUCAUUGGUGUGGGUGCAUGGGGCGUAGUAUGGAUGUUGUAUGGGUGUGUCUGAAUGUGUGUGAGAGCGCUUUGAAAGGGACUCUGCAGAUACUGUAAAUAUCAGUACCGUUUUAAUAAAGCAUGUACAAUAAACCAAAA